GUUGAUCCCACUGAUAUAGCUGAGAUAUCACCAGAUCAACUUCAACAAGUUCUUCGAAAAACCGCGCUUCAAGUGUACAAGACUACUGUCAACUGCUUGAACUCGAACCCUAACUUCAUGUAUGUGGAUGAACCGAUUGAGGUAGAAGUCCCGGUGGCGCAUGAUGAUGAUGAUGAUGUUUUCAUCUGGAUUGGGAAGACCAGAGCAGCUUUUGUGAACCGGAGUCACCUGUGGCGUGGACGUGACAUCAGCUUAUCCUUCAGGGGUCGAGUUUACAACUCUGCGGUGCGCUCCAUAUACGGCCCCUGCGCGCCGAGGGCGUCAAAAGACUUUCAGUGUUUGACCAUCGAUGUCUUCGGAGCAUGGUCCGAGUCUGGUGGGAACACCGGAUCAGCAAUUCUGAAGAAGACAAUCUGCCCAGCACGUAUGUCCACAAAACGCACUCCUUCGUCUGGGAGGAACAAAUGGCAGCCACCGGGUUCUAUAAGUUUUUCCGCUGCUCAAGACGAAGAUAUAAGUGGUCUGGAUGAAGCGGUUCAAAGCUUUAGUAGAGCUAACCAAGCAGUUUUACCGAAUAUUUCGUCAGCCACUGGACCUCCGCGCCUUUCCAAUCCUGUAACUUUGGCUCCCGAUUCUGGACUACAACAACCAGCUCUUGAUAACAACUCCCCGGUGUCGUUUGAGCUUGCGGUGGAUGCCACUUCAAUCAUGGAUGAUGAACUGGGAUCGGUGGCGGCGCAAACAUCCGUGUCUAACUUACUGAUGGACGCUCUAAAUGAUGGGCCAUCUGACGUCACUGUCGCUGCGACCAAGCUGCAACAAGACACUGUUGCUACAGAUCCAAUCGUAAUCACUGGGCGAUCGUUGGAUUCCGAAGCAGACGUUCUUGUGCACCAUGUUUUACCCAGAUCUUCUGCACCGGAUAUUUGUAUGGUUCCUACUGCGUCCAACUUGGAUGAUCCGUUCACCUCUCCAUCUGCACCAAUCCGGCCACCUCCGUUCCAACCACGAGCCCCACCUGAACCGGUGGCAGCCGCAGAUAUCCACGCACUCUUAGAUUCCUUUACACCGCCUAAGGGGAAUGGAAUUCUUGAUUCAGAGCCCAGCAAGCGGACAGCGCCGCCUAUACCACCUUGCUUUAUUGCUCCAACCAGUUCAUCUAGUUUGGAGGAAGAUCCGCUGAACAUUAGUGAUCAGCCACUGUCUUUUGGUGGGGAUACGCAACCGAACGAUGGGGCGUCAAUGUUUCCUGAUCAGACACACGCUCCUGAGUUCGGCAGAGGUGCAUCCAGGUCUAGAAGCGAAUCUCUGGGUUCCUUGGGGAAACUAACCACUCAUCUUCCUCCGACAGCUGCGACUGUUGCUCAUAGCUCUUUAAGUGAAGAUGUACCACGUGUGACAAGACGCGUAAAACCUCGUCGGUCCCCAAAGUCUGGUACCAGUGUCCUUACGGGAACUGGGCUCUUUUUCGCCGCAGGCCUUGUCCUCAUUCUUGCGUCGUUCUAUUUUUUCUCGGCGUUUGCUUGGGGCUUGGCGUUCGGGAUCAUCUGCACUUUGCUCGUAACUUGGCUGCAUCGUAUAAUUUGGCCCAGUUCUGCCGACUCAGACAUUCCGCUGUGUCACAUUUCUGGCCUGCCCUUAGGUGAAUUGUGUUGCUCCCUGCACUGCCAAUCGGUGGCACCAGGCUGCGCUCCGAGUAGAACAACAUGGUGGCCCAUUUUUGCUCCGGCCAUUCCUCCAUUACGCAAAAAUCCGCCACGGUUGCGUGACUUACAGCCACUAACUGUUCCGUACAUGAAGGAUGAAGAUGUCAGCUCAUCGGCUUUGAGUGGGCCUUUGGGUACUGGGCUUGGCUUCAGGUUUGACAAAGCCGACCGACCCAUUUACAAGGGGUGGAUGAAUGAAGUUUCCGAAUAUGAUCCCGAAACACACCACGUCAGUCGGACGCAUUCGGUAUUCGUCACCCUGGACGGGACACAGCUCCGUCUACAACGCCCACGUCGGAAUAUUUCCAGACGUUCAAUGUGGAAUGAAGAGUUACCAUCCGGAUUAUCAACGCGAUUUCAGAACCAGCGUAUUUUCGAUUUGGUGCAAGCACGUGUAACAUUACUGCCAUCGGGGCUGGUGUCAAAGCGUCUUUGGAGCAAAAAGUACCCUAUUGCCAUCACGUUACCUCUUCAGCUGAACAGAAAGACGAGUGAGACGUUGGGCUCAAAGCAAUCCCUGCCAUCUUCAGUCAGUGUACCAAACAUGCGCAUGCAGUCUGUGGCUAGCGCUUCGCAGUCACCAAUCAAACAUCAUUCCCAGGCGGCAACGGCUGAGACUGUACGAAGGAAGGACAAUUCACAAUCACAUACUUCAACUGACCUGGUUGGAGAUGAUUUCUACGUCGUAUCGCACGGCGAUGCCUCAGUGGAGACGCUGUACCUUUUUGGUAGAACGUGUCGUGAGAAAGAAGCCUGGUAUGGACGUCUUCGUGCAGCUUCCCUAGGCGUACCUUUGUUUUGGACACCACAGUUGGCUGUGCAAACGUUCCUGUCCUCUUCGGCUGGUAUGCAAGAACAGCGCAGUGAUGAAGAUGUUCGGUCGGAGGUUGAGGCUAGUAUGACUGAUUCCAGUGUCGAGCUAACCACAAUUUCAUCUGAUAAAUCAAUUCCGGCAGUAUCGCCUUACAUGAACAUUCCGGGUAGUCGCGAUCCUCUGUACGUCAGCUACGUCCGAUACAUGGCUAAAUACAUGCCCGCCGAUUGGUUGCUUCGAGGCAGCCAAGCCCUUCGUUUGAAUGUAAACUACAUCAGUUGCGAUCCUUCUCUCUUAUGGUUGAAUGCCUUUUUAGCGAGGAUUUUCUGGGACUUUUUGCGCGAGGUGUAUUGGCUUGAACGUGUUCGGGAUAAGAUGCAAGCAAAAUUAAAGAAAAUUCACUUGCCUCCAUUCAUCAGUGAUCUGGUCGUGGUCGGUAUUGAUUUAGGGUCCGAGUUGCCCGUCAUUCGCCGUAUUGGCCGGCCACAUUUGGAUGCUCAUGGACUGUGGUUCGAACUUGAGGUUGCCUACGCCGGUGGCUUUUCCGUUGCACUGGAAACCAAUGUCAAUCUGCUUCGUUGGAACCAGAAAAACCGAAUCGAACGUGAAGCAGCUAAUCUAGCCGAUGACACCUCAGGUGCUUUAUCUUCGUCCGGUUCGGUGACUCCGGAUCCAAACCUUUUCCCGCCUCUCCGACGGUCCUCCAGACUUGGUGCUUUCUUAUCAGACGAAGAGGACAGUGCUGACUCAACGACCGACUCAGAUGUUCCCGUUGAAAUGCAGCCAACGGGCCAAAGUUCUACACGUCGGCCCAGUGUUUCUCGCCUUGCUAGUCAGACAGGACCAGUUACUGCGAUGGGCAUGACGUCACUAGAUGAGGAGAGACCCAGUGGUUCAGAGAGCCCCAACGCCGGUGAAGGCCCUCGCAAGACGCUGCUUCCUCCGGCUCGUACUCUCCAAUUGCCGUCGGCUUUACCAAGUCGAAGACGUUUUAUACGCCUUGUCGAUCGGAUCGCUCGUUCAUCCUACUUUCAAAAAGCUGUUGAUAACAAACUAGUCCAACGUGGUAUGGAACUGCUGUCUAACACACCGAUCGUCCUCGAGGCAGAAAUUCAAGCCCUUAGUGGCACAUUGCUGGUGAAUAUACCUCCUCCCCCAAGUGAUCGUCUGUGGUACGGAUUCCAACCCAAUCCACAGCUGCGGUUGAAGGCUCGUCCUCGUGUUGGCGAAAAGGCCGUUACAAUGUCGCGAAUUCUCGAAUGGAUUGAAAAUCGCGUGGCGCUAGAAUUUCAGCGUCUCCUUGUUCUCCCGAACAUGGACGAUGUAUCUAUACCUCUACUGCUGUCUGAUGUGACCGCUGGGGAGGCCAAAUGAUGAACUCCUGGUGAUUUGAUCUUCGUUCAGCUUGUUGAAAACCAGUGAACAGUUCACAAAAGCGGCACGCGUUUAGGACCCAGUCACUUUUUACGGCCGACCGCCACAUAUGUGGUUUUGUCUUUCAUAUUGUCAGUGAGCUUUUUGUGCUAUCUCAAGGAGCUUCAUUUCCACCCACUCCAAACGUCUUCUGCUGCACUCGUGUACGAAUGUGUCAAGCCACAAGCUGCUGUACACCCUCAGCCCUAUUUACAUAUGAUUUUCACCUUUGUUCGUAUUAUUUCUACCGUCAUUCAUUUAGUUAAUGUUAUUUCUGGGAUCACUCCGUUUGUUUCCAGUCGCUUCUUCCUGUUUCCAACUUGAAAUUGCAACGUGUAGUCCUUACACAACCGCGUUUCUUGUGAUACGCUCUAAUGACCUUGGACACUUGCAGCAUCGUGUGACGACUUGCUUGUGAUUUCGAUCUGUUGCCAUGUAUGACCCAAUUUGAUUUUCAGCACGGUUUACAUUUUGGCGCCUAUUUGCAUUCCGCCUUUUUCCACCGUCCUGUUUAUGUUUUGGUCAUGCACUACAACGAACUGUCACUUUUGGUGUUUCUUCCAUUGAUUCGAUUUCCCGUCGUUAUUGGGGUCCUUAGUUCCAAGCUGGAGGAUGCAUUCUCGGUGGCAACCAAUGUGGAUGGCUGCACAUCUGCGGACCAACUUGUUCGGAAAUAACACCCACCAGCAACACCACUGGCGGAGUAGGUUAUUCACAUU
This is a messenger RNA of Opisthorchis viverrini, 4652 nucleotides long. RefSeq lists its product as hypothetical. The annotation marks the transcript as partial. Gene Ontology annotation, molecular function: lipid binding. Gene Ontology annotation, cellular component: endoplasmic reticulum. NCBI's taxonomy places the organism in Eukaryota, Metazoa, Platyhelminthes, Trematoda, Opisthorchiida, Opisthorchiidae. The record is from RefSeq and is a predicted model, not a curated record. The transcript is spliced from 17 exons.